Molecule: messenger RNA, 780 nt
Organism: Coccinella septempunctata (seven-spotted ladybird)
Lineage: Eukaryota; Metazoa; Arthropoda; Insecta; Coleoptera; Coccinellidae
Product: serine/threonine-protein kinase fused-like
Exons: 1
Coding region: 1-780 (259 amino acids)
Biological process (GO): protein phosphorylation
Molecular function (GO): protein kinase activity; ATP binding
Source: RefSeq, a predicted model, not a curated record
AUGAAGCAACUGGCUGCAGCCGUGACGGAGUGUCAUCGGCAGCGGAUAGUGCACCGAGACAUCAAGCCGGCCAACAUCUUACGCCGCCGGUGCCGAUUCCUGCUAGCAGAUUUUGGGUUGGCCGAAACGCUUACCACCGCCCAACCCCUGCUCACCGAGCCAGCAGGAACCAUGGUAUACUGGGUACCGGAACAGCGAAGACUGGAGCCGUAUGACACGUCCGUCGACCUGUGGGCGUUGGGGUUAGUGGCCGUAGAGGUGGCGACCGGCCUACCGUGCCGUCAGGGUGAGGAGAAACAGCAUUGGGCCUCAUCCCUGGGCGAAAGAUACCGGGCGGAGAUGGAACGGUUGAGAUUCCCCGUCCGAUGGUACAUCGAAGGCUUGCUCCAGGAUAACCCGUCCCACCGGAGACCUGCUGCACAGUGGGAGUGGCCCGGAACAAAUACCGUACUGUUAAUUGAAACCGUAGCCCAGCCAUCCCCACUGAUACCGGUAUCCACACUAAGGCCAGCACCGCUUCCACCAGCUGCUCCGUUAACGCCACCACCCCAACUGUCACCUGUCCCACAGGAACCGCCAGCACCAGGGAAGACACUGGUUUUACCAUCAUGGCUAGCAUCCAAGAUCCAGGCUCAACCGAAUCCCCGUCUGUGGUCACCCAGUUUUCGGGCUGAGGUCAUCGCCCUACUACCAACCACCGUCGAGGGCAGACGCCGGAUCCGACUGAAACUCAGGUUUCCCUCCGGCACUGCCCGCCGUCUCUGGGUGCCAGUAGACUAA